GCGCACUCCCCAGCUAGGAUUGUGCUUAUAAAUUGGCACCCAAGACACAAGCCAAAUGCCACUGCACUACUGUGAGUUAAAACACAUUAUAAGAAGCUUAAUUUAUCAGUGACGAAGCAAAACUAAUUAAGAAAUUAACUCAAACGAGAAGAAUGGAGGAUAAUAACUUGUAUCUCUCCCUCCUUCUCCUCUUCGUUUCUAUAGUGACCCUCUCCCUCUUCGUCCUCUUCUACAAGCACAGGUCUGCAUUUGCGGCCCCGAACCUGCCACCGGGAGCCACCGGUUACCCGGUGAUCGGGGAGAGCCUGGAGUUCCUGUCCACAGGAUGGAAGGGUCAUCCGGAGAAGUUCAUCUUCGACCGGAUGAUCAGGUACUCCUCCCAGCUGUUCAAGACCUCCAUCCUGGGGGAACCGGCGGUAAUAUUCUGUGGGGCCACCUGCAACAAGUUCUUAUUUUCGAACGAGAACAAGCUUGUUGCAGCGUGGUGGCCCAACAGCGUCAACAAGGUGUUCCCCACCACGCUUCUUAGCAACUCCAAACAAGAGUCCAAAAAGAUGAGGAAGUUGCUCCCUCAGUUCCUUAAGCCCGAGGCUCUCCAACGCUACGUUGGAAUCAUGGACACCAUUGCUCGAAACCACUUCGCUUCCCUUUGGGACAACAAGACGGAACUCACCGUCUAUCCCUUGGCCAAGAGGUACACGUUCUUGUUGGCUUGUCGUUUGUUUAUGAGCAUUGAGGACGUGAAUCACGUAGCAAAAUUUGAGAACCCUUUUCACCUGUUGGCGUCUGGAAUCAUAUCAGUGCCUAUUGAUCUUCCCGGAACGCCGUUCAACAAAGCAAUUAAAGCAGCAAACGCAAUCAGGAAGGAGCUGUUGAAGAUCAUUAGACAGAGGAAGGUGGAUUUAGCUGAAGGGAAAGCAUCGCCAACACAAGACAUUUUGUCUCAUAUGUUGUUAACAUGCGAUGAGAAGGGACAGUUCAUGAAUGAAUUGGAUAUUGCCGACAAGAUUCUUGGCCUUUUGAUUGGAGGCCAUGACACUGCUAGUGCUGCAAUCACUUUCAUUGUCAAAUAUCUUGCUGAACUCCCUCACAUUUAUGAUAGAGUCUAUCAAGAGCAAAUGGAAAUUGCAAAACUGAAAUCGCCAGGAGAGUUAUUGAAUUGGGAUGAUGUCAACAGGAUGCAGUAUUCUUGGAAUGUAGCUUGUGAAGUAAUGAGAAUCGCUCCUCCACUUCAAGGAGGUUUUAGGGAAGCUAUCAAUGACUUUAUUUUCGAUGGCUUUUCAAUACCAAAGGGAUGGAAGUUGUAUUGGAGUGCAAAUUCAACACAUAAAAGUCCAGAAUAUUUUCCAGAGCCAGAGAAAUUCGAUCCAACUAGAUUCGAAGGACAAGGGCCAGCUCCUUAUACUUUUGUACCAUUUGGUGGAGGACCAAGGAUGUGCCCCGGAAAAGAGUAUGCUCGAUUGGAAAUAUUGGUUUUCAUGCACAACCUAGUGAAGAGGUUUAAGUGGCAAAAAUUGAUUCCAGAUGAGAAAAUUAUCGUUGAUCCCUUGCCCAUACCUGCAAAGAACCUUCCAAUUCGUCUUCAUCCUCACAAACCCUGAAAAGAUAUUUGAUUUGAAUCAACACAAUUGUGCAAGUCAUGUGUGUCAUGUUCAAUCUAUUAUAUAUAUAUUGUGUGUCCCAAAUGUAUUCUCUCGCUUAUAUUUAUUCAUUUACAGUUUAUUUUGUAUCGAUCGAUCCUUUCUUGUAUUCAUGGGACUUAUCAUAAUUAAUAAAUAAAUAGCCACACAACUUCUUUUCCAAA
Messenger RNA from Glycine soja, 1804 nucleotides. Its product is annotated as beta-amyrin 28-monooxygenase-like. The transcript has 4 exons. Gene Ontology annotation, molecular function: iron ion binding; heme binding; oxidoreductase activity, acting on paired donors, with incorporation or reduction of molecular oxygen. The record is from RefSeq and is a predicted model, not a curated record. Lineage: Eukaryota; Viridiplantae; Streptophyta; Magnoliopsida; Fabales; Fabaceae. Gene Ontology annotation, biological process: sterol metabolic process. The coding region runs from base 153 to 1601 and encodes 482 amino acids.